GAGUGAAGGGCGCAGAGAGGGAGUCCUGUGAGGAGCGGCUGAGAGAGCUGAGGGUGCUCAGCCUGCUGGAAAGGCAGCUCAGGGGAGACCCUGUCACACUCUACAGCUGCCCGAAAGGAGAUUGUCGCCAGCUAGGGGCCGGCCUCUUCUCCCAGCCCUCGCAGCGGCCUCGGAAGCAUGCGGCUGUGGCACUGGGGGCCCUGAAGAGCGCCGGGCUGGCAGAGGAAUGCUCCGCUGGGCAGUGCACUUGGAAGGGGGCCCACGCAGGGUGAACCACGCGGCCGUGGCUGUGGGCCACAAGGUCUAUUCCUUCGGCGGCUACUGCUCGGGAGAGGACUAUGAGACCCUGCGGCAGAUCGACGUGCACGUGUUCAACGCAGUGUCUCUACGCUGGAUCAAGCUGCCUCCAGUGUGGACAAACAGCCGAGACCACGUGAGGGAGGUGCCCUACAUGAGGUAUGGGCACUCGGCCGUGCUCAUCGACGACACUGUCUACAUCUGGGGCGGCCGCAACGACACCGAGGGAGCCUGCAACGUGCUCUAUGCCUUUGAUGUCAACACACACAAGUGGUUCACACCAAAGGUCUCUGGAAUGGUCCCAGGGGCAAGAGAUGGGCACUCAGCCUGUGUCCUGGCAAAGAGCAUGUUUAUCUUUGGAGGCUAUGAACAGCUGGCUGACUGCUUUUCAAAUGACAUCCAUAAAUUGGACACCACAAACAUGACGUGGACCUUAAUCUCUGCCAAGGGCACUCCAGCUCGCUGGAGAGACUUUCAUUCAGCUACCAUCAUUGGAACAAAGAUGUACGUGUUUGGGGGCAGAGCUGAUCGCUUUGGGCCCUUUCACUCUAACAACGAGAUCUACUGUAACAGAAUCAAAGUGUUUGAUACAGAAACCAACUCCUGGCUGGACUCCCCUCACACCCCCGUGCUCCCUGAGGGCAGGAGGAGCCAUUCAGCCUUCAGCUACAACGGGGAGCUCUAUGUAUUUGGUGGCUACAAUGCACGCCUGAACAGACACUUCCAUGACCUCUGGAAAUUCAAUCCAGUUUCUCUUUCCUGGAGGAAGAUUGAGCCCAAGGGGAAGGGGCCGUGUCCCCGGCGCCGGCAGUGCUGCUGCAGGGUGGGGGACAGAAUCAUCCUCUUUGGAGGUACCAGCCCAUCUCCAGAGGAGGGAAUGGGUGAUGAAUUUGACCUGAUGGAUCACUCGGAUCUCUACAUCCUCGACUUCAGCCCCAGUCUGAAGACGCUGUGUAAGCUAGCAGUGAUUCAGUACAGCCUGGACCAGUCCUGCCUUCCCCACGACAUCAGAUGGGAGCUCUCAGCCAUGACAACCAACAGCACCAUCAGCCGCCCCAUUGUCUCCAACCAGGGCUGAAGAGAACUCGUCCUUCCACCACCCUGCCCUCACCCCUCCACAUACUGACCUCUUGCUCCACUGCCUGCAUGAAUUUUUAGCCCUUUCAAGCAAGGAAUGUGUGAGCUCGGUUUGUCUUGCCCUAGCUAGGCCUCCCUCUGCCCUUGUCACGCUUUGGGCAGCACAAGGGGGCAGGCAAAGCUGGCCACUGAGGGAAAAACUGUCUGGCCCCAGCAGCACAGCUGUGACCCCUCUCCUCACUGGUGGUUCUAGAGCUUCCUUUCCCUUUGCCUGUGGAACUGCAGCUGUGCUGUCCGGUGUGCAGCCACUUUCCAAGGGCCUGAAUCAACUCUUACCACCAGCCACGGCCCUGGGGUUGAUGUCAGGGUCAACCUGAACUGUUCCUGCAUUGCCUCAAGAAAGCAGGAACCUCCACACCUGCUCCUGCCAGCACUGACAGCUUCCUGGCACUGAAGGGCAGGCCCCAGCUCCAAGAUGAGCACAGUGUGGGGGCCUGGGCCCAGCUGGACACUGCCCAGCUCCCAUUGUAAAACAGCAACUGGGGGAAGUUUUAUAAAUGGUGAGGCAGACGUGGUUUCUGUGUGUCCUAGCAGACGAACUGGGGGAGAAAAGGCUUGAGAGGGGAGAGACUGAACCAGGUACUUUUCACUGAAGCUGCAGGCCACUGCUGGC
Melozone crissalis (California towhee) is the source of this 2047-nucleotide messenger RNA. RefSeq names its product kelch domain containing 3 (gene KLHDC3). The transcript has 11 exons. The coding region runs from base 227 to 1375 and encodes 382 amino acids. Gene Ontology annotation, cellular component: cytoplasm. Lineage: Eukaryota; Metazoa; Chordata; Aves; Passeriformes; Passerellidae. Gene Ontology annotation, molecular function: protein binding; chromatin binding. The record is from RefSeq and is a predicted model, not a curated record.